UGCCAGCCCAUCUUGCGAUUCUUACACUCAGCAACCUACGCAAACCACACAAUGGCACAGUUCCACCUGGCUGAGUGCUAUCUCAAGGGGCACUGCGUUGACCAAGACCACACCAAGGCCGUCGAGUUGUAUCGCAGACUUGCAGAACGGGGAACGACGCAGGCCCAAAUCGCACUUGGUCUACGCUAUGAGAAUGGUGAAGGUGUCGAUCAAGACUUCAACACAGCCAUCGAGUGGUACUCAAAGGCUGCAGAUCAAGGCAGGCCACAGCGACAGCCAGUUUGGAUUGGCGAUUGCUACCACCAUGGCAAUGGUGUAUCGAGGGACAACGGCAAGGCAUUCGUGUGGUAUCGCAAAUCGGCUGCUCAAUGCAAUCGAUAUGGACAGAAAUACCUCGGUGACUGCUUCACAGAUGGCUUCACUGUCCCCAAGAACAUCGACGCUGCCCUGUACUGGUAUCGCAAGUCUGCCGACCAGGGCCACGAAGGAGCGAUUUGCCAUCUC
Messenger RNA from Polychytrium aggregatum, 504 nucleotides. RefSeq names its product Sel1 domain protein. Lineage: Eukaryota; Fungi; Chytridiomycota; Chytridiomycetes; Polychytriales. Gene Ontology annotation, molecular function: protein binding. The record is from RefSeq and is a predicted model, not a curated record. The annotation marks the transcript as partial. The transcript has 2 exons.